Messenger RNA from Lathyrus oleraceus (garden pea), 1671 nucleotides. RefSeq lists its product as uncharacterized. The record is from RefSeq and is a predicted model, not a curated record. NCBI's taxonomy places the organism in Eukaryota, Viridiplantae, Streptophyta, Magnoliopsida, Fabales, Fabaceae. Bases 1 to 1671 code for a protein of 556 amino acids. The transcript has a single exon.
AUGACUUAUACAGAGUUGUUACCGGAUUUAAUUCCGAAAAAUUUGGUGCAAACAAGAACUCCACCGGCUGUUCCAAAAGAGCUUCUGCGGUGGUAUAAAGCUUACCAACAUUGUGCAUUCCACGAAGGAGCACCAGGACAUGAUAUUGAGAAUUUUUUUGCCUUGAAAUUUGAGGUAAGAAGGUUAAUGCAAAGUGGUAUCUUGUCAUUUAAAGAUUCUAAUCCCAAUGUACAAGCUAACCCACUAUCCAAACAUGGCAAUGCAAUUGUGAAUAUGGUCGAAGGGUGUCCUAGAAAGUACCGAGUUUUUGGCGUCAAUCUAAUCAGAAGGUCCUUGGUUGAAAUGCACGCUACUUUAUGUGAGUUGAGCUAUUAUGAACAUGACCAUGCUUCUUUCCAAGUUUGUUCCAAAUAUCCCCGAGGAUGUGCUAUUGUGAAAAGAGACUUGCAAGAGAUGUUGGAUCAGAAUCUUAUUCAAGUUACGAGUGAUAUAAAUGAAGAUGGGCAUGAGGUGAACAUCAUAGUUCCCCGUUUUAAUCUUCGAGAAUCGGUUGUGAUUACAUAUGAUGGUCAGAAGACUGUUGUUUCUCCGUUGGUUAUCCGUUUGGUGGCCCCUAUACCUUACGAAUCUGAUAAAUCUGUGCCUUACAAGUAUAAUUCUACUAUGAUAGAAGACGGUAAAGAAUUGCCUAUUCCUAAUUUUCCAUCCGUUGUGAAUAUUACCGAUGUAAGUGGUGUGACCCGAAGUGGUCGGGUAUUUGCUGUUGCAGCUCCCAAGAGGAUUGAAGACAUGGUGAUAGAGAAAUCAAAUUCAGAGAAAACUCAUGUCGUACAAGCCAACCAAUCCAGUAUUGUGAAUCAAAAUGUUGAUCACGAUGAGGCGCUGAAAUUGAUCAAGAAAAGUGAUUUCAAUAUGGUGGACCAGUUAUUGCAUACUCCAUCCAAGAUAUUUGUGUUAUCCCUACUGAUGAGUUCAGAAGCCCACCGAGAAGCUUUGCAGAAGAUCCUAGAGCAUGCCUAUGUGGACCAUGACGUAACAAUUGAUCAAUUUGAUGACAUUGUGGCCAACAUUACCGCAUGUAACAAUUUGAGCUUCAAUGAUGAAGAACUACCUGAGCAGGGGAGAAAUUACAAUUUGGCCCUGCAUAUCUCUAUGAAUUAUCAAGAUGCCUUAUCCAAUGUGCUGGUGGAUACUAGAUCCUUUUUUAAUGUUCUUCCCAAGUCUACAUUGUCCAAACUUGCUUACCAAGGUGCUCUAAUGAGAUUUAGUGGAAUUGUUGUGAAGGCCUUCGAUGGCUCGAGAAAGACUGUAAUUGGAAAGGUUGAUCUCCCGAUAAAGAUAUAUCUGUGCUUAUUUCAGAUCACUCUUCAAGUGAUGGAUAUUCAUCCCGCCUACAAUUAUCUCUUAGGAUGUCCGUGGAUUCAUGAGGUUGGGGCAGUUAUAUCAACUCUGCACCAGAAGCUAAAGUUUGUGAAGAAUGGGAAGUUAGUGAUCGUGGGUGGCGAGCAGGCCAUGUUAGUGAGUCAUCUCUCCUCAUUUUCCUGCACUGAUGCUGACGAAGAUGAAGGAACGUUAUUUCAAGCCCUUUUUGUUGAUAAUAUUUCUAUUAAGAAGAGCGGUGAAUCCAUGUCACCUUUGAAAGAUGUCCAGUUUAUGGUGAAGAAUGGUUAA